AUGGCGUCCGUCGCCGCGGAGAAGGUAGAGCUCAAGGAGGAAGGGAUCAUUGAGGCCGCAACGAAGCUGGCCGAGGAUCCCCAAUCCAAGGUGAACCCAGAAACGAUCGAGGAAGCCCUCGUCAGAGAGACUCGACAGGCGGGUGGCGUUGCAUAUCAAUUCGAUCCUGAUGCGUCGCCUGAAGAUAAGGCGGCAGCUGCGGAAUCGCGAGUGCCGCCGGGGUUUCAUCGCGAUAAGAAGCCAGAGGGGAUGGCUGUGAUGACGGACAAGGAUGACAGCAAAGCAGACUACGAUCUUCCUCCUCCUCGCUCAGCUACUGCGAUCCUGGCCGAGGAGGCUAAUGCAGUCGACGCACAGGGCGGCAAGAACCUGGAUGAGGAUAUGCGCUGGGCCCGCGACCGCACCGGAUGGGCACCCAAGUUUCACGUCGAGAAGACCGAGGAGGAAAAGGCCGAGGGCACAUUGCUCGACCACCAGGACUUUUUGGAGGGCCGGAUACCCGAUAAAUUCUUCGGCGAUUGGUACCAUAAUGUCGCGAUCAUUGUGUUUGCCUGUUUGAGUUCGUGGCUCAUUGCAGCCCUGGGUGGUGGUGUGGGUUGGGUGCUGCUGGUCAUGGCAGCGUGUAGCACAUACUACCGCACGUCUAUUCGCCGCGUGCGCCGUAACUUCCGUGACGAUAUCAACCGGGAAAUGUCCAAGCAGCGCUUGGAGACUGACACCGAGAGUCUGGAGUGGAUCAACAGCUUCCUGGUCAAGUUCUGGCCCAUCUAUGCCCCCGUUAUGUGCGAUACUAUUAUCAACUCUGUCGAUCAGGUUCUGAGCACCUCGACUCCUGCCUUCCUCGACAAUCUGCGCCUCAAGACCUUUAUUCUCGGUACGAAGCCGCCCCGUCUUGAACAUGUCAAGACCUACCCUAAGACCGAGCCGGAUACCGUUAUCAUGGACUGGAAGUUCAGUUUCACCCCUAAUGAUACCAUGGAUUUGACUGCGCGCCAGCUGAAGGAUAAAAUCAACCCCAAGAUUGUUCUGGAAGUUCGCGUUGGUAAGGGUGUGGUUAGCAAAGGUCUGGACGUCAUUGUCGAGGACAUGGCCUGUUCCGGCCUGAUGCGCGUCAAGGUUAAGCUCCAGCUGCCUUUCCCACACAUCGAGCGCGUGGACGUCUGCUUCUUGAGCAAGCCGGAAAUUGACUACGUCUGCAAGCCUCUUGGUGGUGACCACCUUGGCUUCGAUAUCAACUUCAUCCCCGGUCUGGAGAACUUCAUCAAGGAGCAGAUCCACAAUAACCUGCAACCCAUGAUGUACGACCCGAAUGUCUUCCCCAUUGAGAUUGCCAAGAUGCUUGCUGGCAACCCGGUCGACCAGGCGAUCGGUGUGGUUGCCGUGACUCUGCACGGCGCUCAGCAGCUCAAGAACCCGGACAAGUUCUCCGGCACUCCCGACCCGUAUGCUGUGGUGUCGCUGAACAACCGCACCGAGCUGGGCCGUACCAAGACCGUGCACGACACCGACAGCCCACGCUGGAACGAGACUAUCUAUGUUAUUAUCACUUCUUUCGCCGACGCCCUGACUAUCGUCCCCUACGACUGGAACGAGUACCGCAAGGACAAGGAACUGGGAACCGCUACUUUUGCUCUCAGCAAGCUCGAGGAGGAGCCCUCGCACCAGGGUAUCUAUCUGGAAGUCAUGGCUAGCGGCCGUCACCGUGGUGCAAUUCAAGCCGACAUUCGCUUCUUCCCCGUCCUCGAAGGCAGUAAAUCGGAAUCGGGCGAGAUCGAACCCCCACCAGAGAUGAACACUGGUAUCGCGCAGUUCACCGUCGAGCAGGCCAAGGAUCUGGACGGUAGUAAGAGCUUCGUCGGCAAGCUGAACCCGUACGCCGUGCUGCUGCUCAACGGCAAGGAAAUCCACAUCACCAGCAAGCUGAAGCGCACCAACAACCCUAUUUUCCAGAAUGCCUCGAAGGAAUUCAUCGUCACGGAUCGUAAGAAUGCCCGCCUGGGGCUGAUCAUCAAGGACGAUCGCGAUGUCAUGGCCGAUCCCAUCAUCGGUCGCUACCAGAUCAAGAUGAACGACAUGAUGAAGAUGAUGGAGCAGGGCAAGGACUGGUUCCACCUGCACGGCGUCAAGGAAGGCCGCGCCAAGCUCAAGCUGCAGUGGAAGCCUGUUGCCCUGAGCGGCGUUGCCGGUAGUGCUGGCUAUGUCGAUCCUAUCGGUGUCAUGCGCUUCCACUUCAAGGGUGCGACGGAUCUGCGGAACCUUGAGGCGAUGGGCAAGUCUGACCCCUAUGCUCGUGUGAUGUUGUCCGGCUUGACCCGCGGGCGUACCGUCACCUUCCGGAACAACCUCAACCCUGUCUGGGACGAGGUUGUCUACGUUCCUAUUCGCAGUUCCCGCGAAAAACUGGUCGUCGAGGUCAUGGACGAAGAGAAGCUCAACAAGGACCGCUCCCUCGGCUGGGUCGAGCUCAAGGCCGCUGAUUUCGUUCGCGAGAAGGAGACUGGCGAGUAUGAGAUUGAUGAUGACAAGCAGCUUACUACCUCCCCUCUGCGCUACGGACAGGGCAACUUCAAGGGCCACAUCAACUACACUGUCGCUUUCUACCCGACUAUCCCGGUGUCCAACCCCGAGGACGAGGCCGAGCAGGAGGAGCAAGAGGAGGGUGAACUUGCCGGUGCUGAUGCCCCUCGUAAGAGCACGGACUCGAAGGUUCGGCCUGGCCAUGCCAAGACUGCCAGCGUUGACUCGAAGGCUUCCAAGGCUUCCAAGGCGGUGUCAAAUGGCGCUGCGACGAAUGGGGUUACGAAUGGCGAGCCGACUACUAAUGGUCGCGCUAGCUUGGAGACUAAUCUCUCUCGUCCGUUGACCCGGGACUCGGAUGUGUCUUCUGUGAGGUCGGUCAAGUCGAUUCCUAAGAUGGAGCUGAGCAAGGAGGACCUGCCGAAAUAUGAGUCUGGUUUCGUCGUGUUCAAGUUCCAUCAUGGCGAGUUAGCUCAGAGCGAUGUGCAGCUGGAGGUCGUCAUCGACGACUACAUGUUCCCGGCCUACACCUCGUCCAAGAUUCACUCCAAGACUCUCAACUCUUCUGAUAUCGGCGAGGCUUUCGUGCGCGAGCUGGAGUUCUCCAAGAUGACCGUCCGCCUGGUUCACAAGAAUGACCCCAACGAUUCGAGCGAGGAGAACACCGUAGCCAAACUUACUGGAAACACCCUCACAACUCUGCAGCACAUCUUGUACGAGCCUAAAGAGUUGGUCCUUCGGUCCAACACUGGCGAGGUCAGCAAGAUUACUGUUAGCGCUCGCUACAUCCCCGUCCAGAUGCACCUGGAUCCUAGGGAGAGCAUUAACAACAUGGGUAAGCUGCAAGUCAAGGUCAUCAAGGGUGUCAACCUCCCCAUUGCCGACAGCAACGGCAAGAGUGACCCGUACUGCCGCUUCUUCAUUGGCGAUGACGACAAGCAUCAGAUCUUUAAGACCGAGGUUAUCAAGAAGAACUUGAAUCCUGUCUGGAACGAAGCCUUCGAAGUCGAGGUCAAGACUCGUAUUGACUCCAAGUUCCGUGUCGAAGUGUGGGACUAUGACCGUGGUGUUGGUGACGAUAGUCUCGGCGAAGCCUUGAUCGAUCUCGAGCAACUUGAGCCCUUCCAGCAAAAGGACGUCGUCCUUACUCUCAUCAACCCAUCCAAGGACGCCAAGCCGCCUACCAACGGCCAGCCCAGCACCAUUCACCUAAACCUCCUCUUCAAGCCCGACUACGUGAUGCGCCUCAGCCAAGGCUCAGCCACCUUCGUCGGCGGCAUCGGCGGCAAAGUCGGCGGCACAGCCAAGACAAUCGGCGGCGUCCCUCUCAAGGUCGGUGGUGCCGUCGUCGGCGGCGCCGCUCACGGAGCCACCUCCAUCGGCGGAAAGAUCUUCGGCCGCUUCCACAAAGACAAACACGUCGACGAUGACGCCGCCUCCGUCGCCAACAGCACAAUUGAAGACCCCGCCACAGACCACCGCAACGGCUCCCUCGUCUCCGCCGCCCCCUCGUCGACGCAACUCGAACACACCCGCAACCGCAGCACGGCAUCUAUCUACGGCGACCGCCUCUCCGUCUUCGGCGGCGGCGGCGGUGGUGGUGGUAGCCGCGGCGAUACAGGCACCGCGCAUAUCACCAUCGUCUCGGCGUCCGGUUUCCAGUCCUCCGCGAACUUGCGCGUCAUCGUCCGCGUACAGGGUAGCAAGGGCGCAAAGGAAGUCCACAAGACGAAAGCGCACAAGGCAGGCGAUGACGCCGUCGCAUAUGAUGAAUCCUUCAAGGUUCCCAAGGUCACCGCCGCCGCGCAGUACCAGAUCCGUGUCGUCGAUCAUUCAACCUUUGGCUCGGACGAAGUCCUCGGUGAGGGAUUCUUCCUCGUUGCUGAUCAGGGUUCUGAGGCGGGUGUUGAUAAGCCUGUUGCUGUUGGUUCCGGGUCUGUUGUUAUUCGGUCUAGUUUUGAUGCGCCUGAGGCUGGCGGUGCUGGUGCUGGUGCUGGCGCUGGCGCUGGUGCUGGGUCGUUGAGGCCGAGUACGUCGCAUUCUACGGCUGGUGGUGCGGAUGAGGGGGAGUCGCCUGCUGGGAAGAUGCCGAGGAGGAGCUUUUUGAGUAAGAGGAGUGUUAGCGGGGCGUGA
Molecule: messenger RNA, 4650 nt
Organism: Penicillium daleae
Lineage: Eukaryota; Fungi; Ascomycota; Eurotiomycetes; Eurotiales; Aspergillaceae
Exons: 5
Coding region: 1-4650 (1549 amino acids)
Molecular function (GO): lipid binding
Source: RefSeq, a predicted model, not a curated record